Messenger RNA from Paramuricea clavata, 8459 nucleotides. The record is from the annotation of a GenBank genome assembly. Lineage: Eukaryota; Metazoa; Cnidaria; Anthozoa; Malacalcyonacea; Plexauridae.
AAAUCUGAAUUUAUUCUGCCUAAUUUCGUCUCUUUUGCUUUGUGUUUCGACCGGCCAUGGAUGCUCAAGAGUCGACAAUUUUAAAAGUGAAGAGCAAAUUGGACUCCGAUUCGCUUGACGUUGACAAGGUCGGUGGGAAUAUGUUACAAAAUUUGCCUUCUAGUUUCGUAGAAGUGUUGCACUGUUUACAUUCGGGUGUACUCUAUUUGGGAUUUUAAAUCAUCGGGAUUGGGAAACUUUUAUUUAAUUUGUUCGUAAAUUGUGUUGUCAUUGUAAUUUUUCAUCACUAAGUGUUCAAAAUGUGUACGAUGUGGUUAGAUUUGAUAGCAUUUUAUAUGUGAAAGCUGGAUUUUAGUUCAAACGUUGUUUAUAUAUAUCACAAGAAAAUGUUGCAUUUAUUUUUACAUUGAUAACCCAAUAAAAUUAUAUAUGUUGUUUGUGCAAAUGGUUAUUGCCUAGCAAAUAUCUUUUAUUUAUUUAUAUGCUAUUAUAUAAAAUGCCAUCAAGACUAUCUAGCUUGUGACAUAUAUCUUCCCAUAUUUCUCUUAUUAACAUAUUAAGAUGCAAUGUGUUCUGAAGCAUCUUUAAUAAGCCUGGUUUCCAUAUGGUCGUAACGGUUGUAAAGAUUGAGUUACAACCUUUCUUAUAAUAGUUUUUUUUACCUGUAAACCACUGGUAAUUACCACAUAUAAAUCAUACGUAUUUCAGCUAGCUGUUGAGAAAGAUUGUGACUCAAUCUUUGCAACCUUUAAUUUAUGACUACAUGGAAACCGUACCAUGGUUUUACUGUGUUAUAUCUUCUGUUGAGCAUUAAUAGCAGCCGUGUAGUAGUAUCCCACGUACCGCAAAAGUAGCAUCGCCUAAAUUAUUAACAAAUGUUUUUAUACACGUUAAGAACAUCAAGGGUGGGUAGUAGCGAAGUAGUUGUAGUUCGCUACUGUAGCAAACUACAAUUUUCAAGUAGCCAGUAGUUUUUGACUACUUUUUUAAAACAGUAGUUGUAGUCAUAGCAAACUACAUUUUGCCUAGAAAUAGCCAAGUAGUUGACUAUAUACUUUUCAAACAGCGAAUCGCUAUUCGCUACUUUUUAAAAUUGUUAGCAACCGUUCGUAGAAUGUAAUGAUAUUAAGACACGGUUUGCUUAAAAGAUUAUUUUAUACAGUAAAGAUUAUAUUUUAGCGCAUUGAAAAGUGGCACUCCUGAACACUGUAGUGCUUACAAAAAUGUUUCUUUGACCCUUUUUGUUUACUGUUGCUACUCGUAAGUCGAUUUGUUAUAGGUUAAAUUACAGCCUGAGCCCAAAUAUCGUAAAACUAAAAAAUAUACACAUCGCUACAUUUUUUAAGCAGUAGCUGUAUUCAGUAGCGAACUACUUUUGUUCAAAAGUAGCAGUAGUUGUAGCAGACUACAUAUUUUGAAGUAGCUGUAGUUAUAGCGAACUACAAAAAUUUUGUAGUCAACCCACCCUUGAUGAACAUGCUAGACCUAAUAACCCUAUAACCAAUGUCUCAAACCACAAGGGUGGCAGGGUGGGAACUACCACACUUGGUGCAAAAGACAAAAGAUGCUAAAUCUCAAGCAACAUGCCCAUAUAAGGGCGUAGCACCUCACCCUGGGCCCCCAGGGUGAGAAAUCAGUUUAUCGCUUCUUUCAUACUUCAGCCAGCGAGAAACUAUAAUUCAUUUUCUAUUUUCAGAUUUUAAAGUAUCUAAGAGCCUUAGAUGAAAUUGUUAUUGGUUUUGAAAUACUUAAGGUGGGUUUAAAAUUUAUGCUUCAUAUAUAUAUAUGUUUUAUUCAGUAGCGUAGCCAGCCAGACAAUUUAGUCCCGCUAUGCAAAUAUUUUUGUGUUCAUAGGUUGUGAAAACAAUCAAUUUCUAAAGAAAUGAAUAAUGAUAAUAAUUUUGAAUUUGCAUAACGGGACUAAAUUGUCAGGCUGGCUACGCCACUGGUUUUAUUAUGUAUAUAUUAAGUUUGUUUAGUAGAAGUCGAUUGAGGCAUUGACACUACUGUAGCUUGCAAAUGUUUUUUUAAAUGUGAACUUUCAUCUUGAGCGUCAAACAGGUCAGGCUAGCACGAGGCUAGCAAAAAAGUAAUUCUGAUGACCUUGACCCUACCCUAGACCCAGUCCCUCAGCAGUGUGUGAGAAAAACAUUUUUGCCUCUUUCGUUCCUCAGAAAGUAACAAUUACAGGUAAUUGCCACAAGAAACCCUUGACCUUGUGCCUUCUUCAUACCAGGUGAUCUCGUGUUCGUAUUUUAGCCAAUCAGCGCUCAGAAAGGGUUGUCCGAAUAGAAAUCCAUUUCGAUGUAUUCAGUCAAGUAUAUCUUUCGUUAUUCUUUAUGAAACUACUUGAAAUUUUGUAAUUGUGUUUGGUUAUGAGAACUAUAGCUCUGACAAAAAUAUGGAAUCGAAAUAAACUAUAUUACACUCGAGAUAUUCAGUUGUUUUAAUCAUAAAAUGGAUUUCUAUUUGACAACUAGUGCCAGCACUUUUCCGCGUAUCAAGAUCAUCUGCUAGUAUCACUAUAGGCAUUUAAAUUGACUCUCUUUCAGUCAACUGGCAUAGGAAAAACUGUCAACAAUUUAAGGAAGAAAGGGGGAAGUAUUGCUCUCUUAUCGAAAGCUUUGGUGAAGAAAUGGAAAGGUUUAGUUCCUGUAGAAAGUGAUAGUCCGGUAAAGAAGAGCUCACCAUUAAACUCAUUAAAGUCAGAUUUCAAAACAGAAGGUUGCAAUGUCUCGACAACUCCACCAAAGCGUUCACAAAAUACUCCAAAGAAGGAGACCAAGGGUAUAAAGCACAAAGAGAAACUGGUUGAUGAGAAGUCAGAUAUUCAAGAAAAUAAAGCUGUGAAAAAACAACAUAAGGUAACCAAGGUUAAUGUUAGAUAAAACUGACGAAAUAAGGAUCAAGACACCUUCAAAAACUCUAUCUUCAUUAAUAUAUACCUAAGUUUCCAAUUCAAAAUUGAACCCGCAAUUAAAAGGUUCUACAUAGCAUUGAGUUGAUUGUCUAAGUCAUUGUUGCCUAAAUCUCAUUUUCCACUAGGUGAAUUUGUUCACACGAAGCGAAAAACAAAUCUUGGCAAUGUGAUUGGUCAGCGAAAAAAUUCGCCGCGAAAAAGUUGGAUCAGUUCCUACUUUUCAAGUUCCGAAAAAAUUUGCCUAGUGGAAAAUGGGCUUAAUGCGUUGCAUUGCAUGGCAUUGGAUUGCGUUUGUUUGCGUUGCGCGCUGUUAAGUACGUUGCGUUAUGUUUAGUUGUGUUGCGUUACGUUGUGUUGCGUUGCGUUGUGCUUCGUUUCGAACGCCGUGCUUCGUAAUUCGUAAUGUAAGCAAGGAUCUAAUUCCAUGCCUAAAUCUAUCUCUCCCUAAUAAAGGCUUCAUCAACCAUGCAACUCUGUGAUCUGGGCUUUGUGUCAAAAGCUCCAGCGCAUAGUCCAAGAAAAAAACUAAAGACCAAACAUUCGACAGUGGUACCCAGACCUCCCAGUCCAACCUUACCAAGCGCGGAAGAGAUUGGCAUCUCAUUAUUGCCAGACAUACAACCUAAUUAUAUUCCACAACCCAGACACCCGGACUAUCUUGACGAUUCGCCGCGAAAACGAAAAGGUAUUAAGUUUUUAUUAAAGUCGUUUGAAAUACCGAAGAACCGGGAUGCUAGCUGAGUUGUUUAACAAAUAGGCAGCAUUACCCUGCUUCACUUGGUUGGUUUCCAUGAAAGCGGAGAAUGAGCGUGGGGAAUGCCGAAAUGAUGUCUGCAGGGGUUUGCAGAGUAGACUAGGAGGAAAUCUGAUGGGCUAGGAGGAAAUCAGGGAGACCUGUUGUGUUUGGUAGAGUGAAACUGGAAGCACUCUUCUCACGUGUGACUGAUGUAAAAUUAUAAUCAGACAACUGUAUAUAUAUUGCCAGAAUAAUGAAACCCCAGUCCUAGAAGUGAAACACAUGCCCUUAAACUACUGUGACACGAACAUAAUGGCGAAGGCAUAGCUAACUUGCCUCCAUUUAUUUUAAGCACCUUCAACAGAUAUUCCAGCUAAUUUGCUCUCGUCAAGAAAAUCAAAAACUCAAGUAUUUUCAGGAAAGAGGUCCGCAAAUCGAUCCGGAGGUCAGUAUGAUUAUGUUGCAUUGACGCAAUUUACCUUAUCAACACCAAAUCAUUUUUCAAUUUUCUUUGCAAUCUUAUUUUCUUUUAUUGCCAUUUUUGUUUCAGUGGUCAUAUCCUUGCACGAGAUUUGCAUCAAGAUUUUAAUUGAAAACAUAGAAGGUAUGUGCUAAUAAACUCCGUAGAACUCCCUUUUCAAAUGGCAGAACUUGGUUUUCAAAUGCCCGAAGUACCUUUUCAAACGCCAGAACUCCGUUUUCAAACGCCAGAACUCCGUUUUCAAACGCCAGAACUCCGUUUACAAAUGCCAGAACUCCCUUUUCAAAUGGCAGAACUUGGUUUUCAAAUGCCAGAAUUCCAUUUUCAAAUGGCAGAACUUGAUUUUCAAAUGCCUGAACUACCUUUUCAAACGCCAGAAUUACCUUUUCAAACGCCAUAACUCCCUUUUCAAAUGCCAGAACUUGGUUUUCAAAUGCCAGAAGUACUUUUUCAAACGCCAGAACUCGAUCCCUUUACAAAAACUUUGGGUCGUUUGAACCUCCUGAAUUUGUUAUUUUGUGAAAUAUUUCUCUAUUUUUCUUUUAGCUCUUUUCGACACUGGUGGAGUUCCUUUUGAUAUUUUGGAACCCGUUCUUGCAAAGUGAGAAGCAGUCAAUUUACUAGUAUAUAGAUUUCCCCCAUUAUCGUUUACGCUGCAUAGAUAAAUCUAUAAAAACUUUGCCAUUUUUAGAUGUACUCCAGCUCAACUGUGGAAUUUGGAAGAGUAUAAUCCAGUUAGUUUGCUUUCAUUUCUUUCUUGACUACCGGUAGUUGUUCACUAUUUACUAUAGGAUAGCUCUAUCACCAAGCUUGACUCAUAAAGUAAUCGAAUCCUGUUUCUGCUUGUAGUAUUUUACAGAGGACACAGGACCUCUAUGGAAGAUUCAUUGUCAACGCGACUUUAAGGAAACAUCAACCAUGAAUCAUGAUGAAUGGCGAACGUUAUAUUUGGUUAGUCAUUGUGCUUCUGUCAGGCUACUCAAAACAGUCAAUAUUGAUCUAAUAGUUUUUAAAAUACGUUGUAUUUUCCAGUGCACACGCGCGCCAUGGGAUAUUGCAUAUUUUUAUUUGAUUUUUUCCACAUUUUCACAGGAAAAACACGAAGAGCGGGAUAAGAAAUUAAAGUCGAUUGACGCAAAAAUAAAAGCUUCUCAAGCGGCCAAACAACAGGGUUCGUUAUUUCUAACUUUAUUUCUAACGUGCGAAGUUUGCUCCUGUAGUAACACUGGAUGAAGAAGAGAUAAUCCUUACUAGACCUCAGGAAAGACUAUCCAGUAUAAUUAAAGUUAGUUUAGUUUAGGUUUCCUCCUGUAGUAACACUGGAUCAAGAAGAGAUGAUCUUUACUGGACCUCUAGGAAGAACACUUUAGAACUGAUAGAGCCAUCCAGUAUAAAUAAAGUUAGUUUAGUUUGGGUUUCCUUCUGUAGAAACACUGGAUCAAUAAGAGAUGACUCUUACUGCACCUCUAGGAAGAACACUUUAGAAUUGAUAGAGCCAUCCAGUGUAAAUAAAGUUAGUUUAGUUUAGGUUUCCUUCUGUAGAAACACUGGAUCAAUAAGAGAUGACUCUUACGAGACCUCUAGCCAUAAAGCACUCCUGUUCGUGUUUUAAAUAGUACUCAGUUUAGUAAAAGUAUAAUUAUGAAAAUUGUUUCAGUUCGUCAAGUGAAACUGGCGUACGUGCACACGCAAGCAAAAGCUCCACCUCAGGUUCGACGGAAACAGGUGAAGCAUGGGACGGGACGUGGUUUUGUGAUUGCUCCUCCAUCCACCAUUCGUCCCGCCAGAAUAUCCUCUACGUCAGCAAUGACGUCAUCAAUGUCGUCGUCAUCGUCAAGAGUGCCUGUCGUAUCACCUAGGAAAUCAAGUAUGUGGAUGCUUUGUUUGUUUGUUUGUUUGUUUGUUUGUUUGUUUGUUUGUUUGUUUGUUUGUUUGUUUGUUUGUUUGUUUGUUUGUUUGUUUGUUUGUUUGUUUGUUUGUUUGUUUGUUUGUUUCAGUUGCUCGCUUGUUUGUUUGUUUGUUUGUUUGUUUGUUUGUUUGUUUGUUUGUUUGUUUGUUUGUUUGUUUGUUUGUUUGUUUGUUUGUUUGUUUGUUUGUUUGUUUGUUUGUUUGUUUGUUUGUUUGUUUGUUUGUGGGUUAUUUUUAGUUUGUUUCGGGUUAUUUUUAGUUUGUUUCGGGUUUGUUUUGUUUUGAAUUUGUUUUGUUUUGCUCUUCUUUGUUUUGCUUUGCCAUUAUUUCGUCUCGCCAAUAACGCACGACUGUCUUUUGUUUUCAGAAAAAACGACAGCUUUAAUGAAGAAGGUUAAACAAAUGGGAAAAUUAAACAGGUAACUGAUAUGCAUUGUUCUGUUGUCAGCUUGCAUAUCUUUUGUAUUAUCCGGCAUAAUUUCUUUAGGAGGUACAACGCGUGUAAAUGAGGCAAACGUUUUAAUUCUAGAUCAAGAGCAAAUUCGUCAAUUAUUCGGUGAAGACGACCCGCGCUUUUCUGAAGGAUAGUGGUUAUGUGAGUAUGAGAAAAGAUCAAAUCCUCUAUUUUUAAUAUGUUUUAAAUUUGUAAUAGCCAUAUCAAUUUACUCACUUGCCCCCAGUGGUGCCGGGGGAUUGCGCGAGGCCCGGGGCGCAGGUUUCCCAGGGGCUCCUAUGACGGUGUAAAACAGGAGAAACGGUGUUUUAGAAUAUAUUGGACUUUAUUGCAUAUCCUCCGUUACUGUAGGAUUUAUAUUCUCUCGGGUAAACGAUCCUGUGUGAAGUAGUUUUAACUUAGGCUAUGUUUACACUUUACCGGAUUUGGUUUCCAAAACUCCGCUUCCAAAUACCAAAAGUCUGUUUUCAAAUGCCAAGACUCAGUUUUCGAAUGCCAGAAGUCCGUUUUCAAAUGCCAAAAAUCAGUUUUCAAAUGCCAGAAUUCCCUUUUCUAAUACCAAAACUCAGUUUUCAAAUGCCCGAACUCUAUUUUCAAAUGCCACAACUUCCUUUUCAAAAGCCACAACUUCCUUUUCAAAUGCCAAAACUGAGUUUUCAAAAGCCAAAACUCUGUUUCCAAAUGCCAAAACUACUUUUAUUUUCAAAAGCCAGAACUCGCUUUUCAAAUGCCAAAACAGUUACCUGUAUACCCAAUCAUACUAAAUAUGAAACACAUGUGCAUCAAAAUUGCCUUUCAUUUCAUUUCAAAAUUGCUUUACUGGUAUUAACUUUACAAUGAGUCAUUUUAUCGUUUUCACAUUUCAAAGGCAGAGUCUUUCACAUUUCUUGACCAGGCGUCCCGAUUUUGUUCGUUGUACGUCGUUGUUUAUUUCCUUCAAUAAUCCCUUGUUUCGUUUCUCUGAAUUCCUUGUUAUUUUUGCGCCUAUUCCUCCUUUUAAUGACGACGUCACGUUUUUCUUUCCUCCAGCCGCGUGGAACUGGGUCGAGAGGCACGCCGAGGAUCUUGUGAGCUGUAGAGGACAAACAUGGAUAAGAGUGGAUUGUAUAAUGUACAGUUGUGGAUAUUAGAUGAAGUGUGUUUAGAGGAUGUUUCGGUAAAGAUGGUGGUCAACCUUAGAAAGGCUGAUGCUUAUAGGAGUAAGAAAAUUAAACUACAAAUUUGCCUCCAAAUACAAGACAGUACUACAUAUAAUGAAAAUAAUGAACAUUAUUUUCCCGCUCUGAUAACUGCAGGUUGCCCACUAUCUGUUGCACGAUAGAGAGUUUGAGCAAGGAACGAAGUCGUACGACGACGACGUGGUUGACAAUUUUUGCCUGUCUUGCACACUACCUUGCGCAUUCUCAGUCUAUGAUCAGGGGUUAAGCAGAUUAGAGAUUCAUGUCUAGCUGUUUAUGAAUGCUGACCCAAAUCCUUACCUUGAUCAGGACAAAACAGCGAGACAUGAAUCCAUAUCCCGUCUUCGUUCUUCUGCCUUCGUUCACAACGAAUAUUUUGGUAAAAUUCGUUGUGAACUUCGUUCCGAACGAAGGCAGAAGGACAAAGACGGGAUAUAGUUUCAUGUCUCGCUGUUUUUUUUCUGGGUCAGGGCAAGAAUUAGGGUCAGUAUUCAUAAACAGCGACACAUGGGAAGACACGUUGAGCAACAACCAGUGACGUCCAACUCGGUAUGCGCAAGAUAAUGUGCAGACGGCAAAAAUUGUCAAGUACGCCUUCGUCUUCGUACUUCGUUGUCUUGCGCAAACUCUCUGAUAGUGCUUAGUGAAAUACGAAAUGCAUUCUGCUUCUUCGAUAGACGAAGUAAAUUGUACCAUGUUUUUACCAUUUGAGAAUCCAGUGAAUGAAAUGUAAAUAGAUAAGUCAAUGAAAAAGUGACUAUUAAAACAAAAGUAAUAUUUUU